Molecule: messenger RNA, 9656 nt
Organism: Ictalurus punctatus (channel catfish)
Lineage: Eukaryota; Metazoa; Chordata; Actinopteri; Siluriformes; Ictaluridae
Gene: myo9aa
Product: myosin IXAa
Exons: 43
Coding region: 492-8036 (2514 amino acids)
Biological process (GO): intracellular signal transduction
Cellular component (GO): myosin complex
Molecular function (GO): microfilament motor activity; GTPase activator activity; protein binding
Source: RefSeq, a predicted model, not a curated record
AAGGCGUUUAAGCGGCGGGCACGCGCAACGCUCACCGAGCGCGACUACGCUAAAGAUGAGGAGCAGCAGUGAUUAGUCCGCGGAGGAAGAAAAAAAAAAAAGGAGACGCAGGAGAGAAAGGAAAGAAGCUUGUCAUGUUAAUAUGUUAAGUGACAAGACGAAGACGUGAUAAUGGGGUUUUGCGGUGAAUUAAAAAUGGUUCUGUGUCAUGGGCCGUUUUGUCAGUUGGAAGUUCGCGCGAGGGAAAAUUUGUGAGAGGAAAGAAAAAAAAAAUCCGUUGGGAUAUUUAAACUGGGGAGUCGCGAGCGCUGCUGAUCUCACUCUCAGCUCACCGAGGAGGACGUUAACUACUGCACCGCGGAAUAAAAACAGGGAUUUUCAUUCCUUUUCUUUUAUUGUUCACUUCGAAAAGUUGUGAUGUCUUGAAGCAUUCUCUGGGCCUUUUCUGAAGCACACACACGCCGAGAGCUGAUGGGCCGCACAGCUCCAACAUGAGCAUUCGCGAUGUUGGCGGGCGGCGCCGCUGCUUCGAGGAUGCCGAGCUCUCGCUGCGCGUCUACCCCGGGGCAAUCGCCGUGGGCACCAUCUACUGCCCCAUCUUGGCCCGCAAGAGAACGACGGCCGCCGAGGUCAUCGAGCAGGUGAUCGCUCGUCUGCGGCUGGACCGCACCAAAUGCUACGUGCUGGCCGAGGUGAAGGAGUUCGGCGGCGAGGAAUGGAUCCUGAACCCGAGCGACUGCCCGGCUCAGCGCAUGAUGCUGUGGCCCCGUGCUGCGCUGGAGAACCGCUCGGGAAGCGAGGACUACCGCUUCCUGCUGCGCGAGAAGAACGUGGACGGUUCCAUCCACUACGGCAACGUGGCCAUGUGGCUGCAGUUGACGGAGGAGCGGCGGCGCAUGGUGGAGCGCGGACUGCUGCCUCCGCCACAGCUCCAGGACCACGACGACCUCUGCAAGCUGCCUGACCUGAGCGAGAAGACGCUGCUGGAGAACCUGCGCGUCCGCUUCAGGCAGGAGAAGAUCUACACGUACGUGGGCAGCAUCCUCGUCGCCAUCAACCCCUUCAAGUUCCUGCCCAUCUACAACCCCAAAUACGUCAAGAUGUACGACAACCACCAGCUCGGGAAGCUGGAGCCGCACAUCUACGCCGUGGCCGACGUGGCCUACCACGCCAUGCUGAAACGAAAGCGCAACCAGUGCAUCGUCAUCUCUGGAGAGAGCGGCUCAGGGAAGACGCAGAGCACCAACUUCCUCAUCCAUCAUCUGACGGCUCUCAGUCAGAAGGGCUUCGCUAGCGGGGUGGAGCAGAUCAUUCUCGGAGCUGGGCCAGUGCUGGAGGCCUUUGGCAACGCGAAGACCGCCCACAAUAACAACUCGAGCCGCUUCGGCAAGUUCAUCCAAGUCAACUAUCAGGAGAGCGGCACUGUCCGAGGAGCAUAUGUGGAGAAGUACCUGCUAGAGAAGUCUCGGCUUGUCUAUCAGGAGCACAAUGAAAGGAACUACCAUGUGUUUUACUACCUGCUGGCAGGAGCGAGCGAGGAGGAGAGGACGGCGUUCCACCUCCUCAAGCCUGAAGAAUACCAUUACCUCAGUCAGAUGACAAAGAAACCACAGAAACCGCACUGGGAAAGUUACUAUGAGAGCGAACUGCAGGACUGCUUCACAGUGGAAGGAGAGGAUCUGAAGCACGACUUUGAGCGUCUACAGCUGGCCAUGGAGAUGGUGGGGUUCCUGCCGGCCACACGAAAACAAAUCUUUUCUCUGCUGUCGGCCAUCCUUCAUUUAGGCAACAUCCGAUAUAAGAAGAAGACGUACCGGGAUGACUCCAUCGAUAUCUACAAUCCUGAAGUUCUGCCCAUCGUCUCGGAGCUGCUGGAGGUGAAAGAGGAGAUGUUAUUCGAAGCCCUGACGACGCGGAAGACGGUGACGGUGGGAGAAAAGCUCAUCGUGCCCUACAAACUGGCCGAGGCUGGAACUGUACGUGACUCCAUGGCUAAAUCUCUGUACAGCGCUCUGUUCGACUGGAUCGUGUUCAGAAUCAAUCACGCCCUGCUCAACAACCGUGAGCUGGAGGAGGCGACCAAGAUCUUAUCCAUCGGCGUCCUCGACAUCUUCGGCUUCGAAGACUACGAGAACAACAGCUUUGAACAGUUCUGCAUCAACUUCGCCAACGAGAGACUGCAGCAUUACUUCAACCAGCACAUCUUUAAGCUGGAGCAGGAAGAGUAUAGGGCAGAGGGCAUCACCUGGCAUAACAUAGAUUACAUCGACAACACGGGCUGCAUCAGCCUCAUCAGCAAGAAGCCCACCGCGCUGCUCCACCUACUGGACGAGGAGUGCAACUUCCCACAGGCCACCAACCAGACGUUGCUGGACAAGUUCAAGCGGCAGCACGAAGGAAACAGCUACAUCGAGUUUCCUGCCGUCAUGGAGCCGGCCUUCAUCAUCAGACACUACGCUGGAAAGGUCAAGUACGGCGUGAAGGACUUCAGGGAGAAGAACACGGACCACAUGCGGCCGGACAUCGUCGCUCUGCUGAAGAGCAGCAGAAACGCCUUCAUCGGUGGCCUGAUCGGCAUCGACCCGGUGGCUACGUUCCGCUGGGCCGUGCUGCGCGCUUACUGCAGAGCCGUGGUGGCCUUCAGGGAGGCAGGGAAAAGACACACACAGAAGAAGAGUGGGCAUGACGCUGCCGCUCCAUGUGCAGUUUUGAAAAGUGUGGAUAGUUUUAGCUUUCUGCAUCACCCUGUGCAUCAGAGAAGCUUAGAGAUCCUGCAGAGGUGCAAGGAGGAGAAGUACAGUGUGAGCAGGAGGACUCCUCGCACGCCGCUCUCGGACCUGCAGGGGAGCAACAACGAGCGCUCUAACCGGGACAGCAGGAACGGACGCUCCGGGAGACAAAGUCGACUGUCUUCCGGCAGCUCAAUCACAGACGAAGAUGGGAUCUUUAUCAACUCUACCAGCAGCAAGCUCCUGGAGAGAGCCCAUGGCAUUCUGAUGAGGAACAAAAACUACAAAAUGAAACCCAGUCUUCCGAAGCACCUGCUGGACGUGAAGUCCCUAAAGUACCUGAGCAACCUGACACUGCAUGAUCGCAUCACCAAGUCCCUGCUGCACCUCCACAAGAAGAAGAAACCUCCGAGUAUUAGUGCCCAGUUUCAGGCAUCUCUUAAUAAGCUGAUGGAGACUCUCGGGCAGUCCGAGCCCUACUUUGUGAAGUGCAUCCGCUCAAAUGCAGAGAAGCUGCCCUUGAGAUUUAACGACACUCUGGUGCUGAGGCAGCUUCGCUACACAGGCAUGCUGGAGACUGUGCGAAUCAGACAAUCAGGCUACAGCAUCAAAUAUACCUUUCAGGAGUUUGUCCGGCACUUUCAUGUGAUGCUACCUGAGGACCUACAGGCCACGCAGGAGGACAUCAGGCGCUACCUCUGCCAGGUGGACCUCGCUCCCGAUGGCUUUCAAGUGGGCCGCACGACGGUGUUCAUGCGUGAGGUGGCACGCCAGAGGCUCCAGGAUCUGCUCCAUCAGGAGGUGCUGCGGAGGAUCGUCAAUCUUCAGCGCCGUUUCCGAGCCGUUCGGGAGAGGAAGAGUUUUCUCAGGAUGAAACACGCCACCCGCCUCAUACAGGACUGGUGGCGGAGCUGCCAGGCCAAUCAAAGAGACGAGCAGCUGAAAUAUGAUGAUAAUGUCAGACAAGGAGCAGCAAUCUGCAUUCAGUCAGCUUGGAGAGGUUUCCAAGAGCGCCGCAGAUUCCUGAUCUGGAAGGAAGCAGUACUCGUAAUCCAAAGGAACUGGAGACUGUGCCACUAUAGACGCUAUAGUCAAGCUGCUGUCACGAUCCAGGCUGCCUGGAGAAGCUACAAGGCCAGAGAGCAGUACAUCCACCAUCGUCACAUCAUCGUCCUGUUCCAAGCAGGAUGUCGAGGCUAUUUGGCAAGGCAGAGGUUCAAAGAGCUGAGAGCGCAGAAGUUGAAGGACUCACAGCUGCUGAAUGGACAAAUAAGCCCCUCUCCAGAGGAAGAAAAACAAAAGAUCACGGGUCUGGAUAUGAGGGUGUGGGAGGACCGUUCUUACGAGGAGCGGGAGAGGAGCUUGCAGAUGCAAGGAGAAGAGGCAGAAGCGCAACUGCAGGAUCAGGUGGUGAUCAGAGAGAGAGCACGCCUGUUCGACGACUCCAACCUGAAAACGCGGGCCAAGAGAGAGAGCCGCCGUAUGCGGGAGUUAGAGCAGGCCAAGUUUAGCCUGGAGCUGCUUAAGGUGCGUGCAACAGGAGGAACAUCUCCUUCUGAGGACAGGCGCUGGUCUGUGGAGUUCGCCAGUGAUGGUGGCAUCUCACCUCAAGGCACUCCAGAUAGCCAAAGCUCUAAAGGCAGCUUCGAGCUGGUUAUUAUAGAUGACUACGCUAAAGACAAAGUGCCAUGUGAUGAGGCUUCGUUUUCAGUGCCACCCCAGCAUGAAGCGCUCCCCAACAGCCCCAGGAUUACAUUUCCUCCUAAACCUCUUGCACCUGCCGUUCCAUCUAACAGUCCCAAAGCCGAACCAGACAAGCUUCCUGCUUUGCCCAAACUGGAGAACGCUCUUCCUACUUUUUACGUUCCUCCAGUAGAGAGCAGCUCUAAAUUUGCAAAGUCCAGCUUAGACUCGUCCACCUCUCAGCAUCAGAGUCCAGAAAAGCCAGUGAAGGACAGGAGUGAGUCUACCCGCAGACCAGUAGUGGUAAUAAUUAGCAUGCAGAAGGAAAACCUGCUUGAUGGAGCAGAUUUGAAGCCACCAGAAGUAAGAGACAGUUCUGCUCAAACUAGCGAGCCUCCCAGCCCGGCGCAGGGUGAAAGCACCACCCGGUCCAUGCUGGAGAGACUCGAGAGGCUCAACGAGGCCAAACAGGAGCGGCAGAAGCACCAGCAGCAGCAGAACGAGAAGGAGAUGAUGGAGCAGAUCCGGCAGCAGAAGGAGAUCCUGGAGAAACAACGCAAGCACUUUGCCCAAUAUGAGAGAGAGAUGUUUGAGAAGCAGAGAGGCGAAGCCCUGCAGAGGAUUGAGCAAAGUAGGCAAGAAAGAUCCGGAAAGGUCACAGACAGAAGUCUUCCCAUAACGCAGCCAGAGCACGAUCUCACCUCCUCACUACACACCCAAGACAAACCGGAUACGCCAUCUAAAACAAGACAAAGACCAAAGGACAAGCAGAAUGUGUUGGAUGGAUGGUCCCCAAAACUCACCUCAGAGUCUCAAGAAGGUCCUGCCAAAGAAGCCCAGAAGAUGCCACCUACCUCUAGCGUCAACGUUAACAUGACUGAACGACAUGGAAAUGUUUUUUUCUCACCCAAGGACAAAGUUUCCAUCUCAAAGCUUGAAAAGGAAUUUGGCGGUCGGGGGAAGUCCGCGGCAGUUCAGAGGGAGACCGGAACCUCAGAAAUCAAAUCCUCGAAGCCUCUGAAAAGUCGUGAGGUUGCCAGACCAGGCCAUAAAAAAGCCCGCAUGGCGCGGACACGCUCAGACUUCCUGACCCGCGGUUCAAAUCCUCCAGGGGAGGGGGAGUCAGACGAGGAAGAGUACGAUGAGACCCCUCUGUCUCUUGGCCCACCCCUCCCCAAGCAGGACUCAGAGGGGGGGACACUAGACGCAUGUCACAGUGACUCAGAAAUGCCAUUCACAUCCAGGGAAGAGCAAAAGCGGAUGAUGCAUAAAGCCAUGUCUUCUGGGGACCUCGGCAAGAGUGACUCCCUUCGAAAGACUUCACACGGAGAUGGAAGGGUUCGGGGCAAGAUGAAGUUUUGGGGAAAGACCAAGCAGGGAGAGAAGAAAUCAUCCAGAGACAGACUGCUGUAUCCCGGAGAAUCUCUAGACGGGGAUUAUCCUGAUACUGCAUUCCUCAUGGUUGAAGGGGAGUGCUUGUCCCCUCCUCACAGCCCUGACUCCAGCUCCCUGCCAGAGUUCAAGGAGAACAAGGAGCCCUCGCCCAAAAUUAAGCGGCGCCGCAGCGUGAAGAUCAGCAGCGUGACUCUAGAGCCCGCCCAGUGGCAGAACGACGCACUGCAGAUCCUUACAUGCGCCAAUGACUAUAGGAGUAUGAACGAGUUCCUCAUGAAGAAGAUCAGCGAUCUAGAUACCGAGGACAGUAAGAAAGACACGAUGGUGGAUGUUGUGUUUAAAAAAGCGCUGAAGGAAUUCCGCAUUAACAUUUUCAACUCCUAUUCCACCGCUUUGGCCAUGGAUGAUGGGAAGAGUAUCCGCUAUAAAGACCUGCACGCACUGUUUGAGCAGAUCCUGGAGAAGACCAUGCGUCAGGAGCAGAGAGACUGGAGCGAGUCGCCUGUUCGGGUUUGGGUGAACACCUUCAAAGUGUUCUUAGAUGAGUUCAUGACCGAGUACAAGCCACUGGACAGCAGCAUGAACAAGGUCAUCAAGCCAGAUCGAAAGAAGAGGAGGAAAAAGGACACUGACAUUGUGGAGGAGCACAAUGGCCACAUCUUCAAGUCCACUCAGUACAGCAUCCCUACUUACUGCGAGUUCUGCUCCUCCCUCAUCUGGAUGAUGGACAGAGCAUGUGUCUGCAAACUGUGCCGAUACGCUUGCCACAGAAAGUGCUGUCUGAAGACCAUCAGCAAGUGCAGCAAGAAGUAUGAUCCUGAGCUGUCAUCAAGGCAGUUUGGUGUGGACGUCUCCCGUUUGACCCACGACGACCGCUCUGUACCUCUGGUGGUCGAGAAACUCAUCAACUAUAUCGAGAUGCACGGCCUCUACACAGAAGGCAUCUACAGGAAAUCUGGCUCCACCAAUAAAAUCAAGGAACUGAAACAGGGUCUGGACACAGAUGUGAGCAGUACAAACUUGGACGACUACAACAUCCAUGUCAUCGCCAGCGUUUUCAAGCAGUGGCUGCGCGAUUUGCCCAAUCCCCUUAUGACCUUUGAACUGUAUGAGGAAUUCCUAAGAGCCAUGGGCCUUCAAGACAGAAAGGAGGUGGUACGAGGGGUGUACUCUGUGAUCGAUCAGCUCAGCAGAACUCACCUGAACACUCUGGAAAGGCUCAUCUUCCACUUGGUCAGGAUUGUUCUGCAAGAAGAGACCAACCGGAUGUCCGCCAACGCACUGGCCAUCGUCUUUGCUCCUUGUAUCCUGCGCUGCCCCGACACCAUCGACCCCCUGCAGAGUGUUCAGGACAUCAGCAAAACCACAGCAUGUGUAGAACUGAUCAUUUGUGAGCAGAUGAACAAGUACAGAGCCCGGUUAAAGGACAUCAGCACAUUGGAGUUCGCUGAGAGUAAAGCGAAGAGCCGGCUGACGUUCAUUCGCAGGUCCAUGGGUAAGGGACGACCACGUAAGCUCAGCUAUCACUCACCAUCUCCUCCGGUGAGUCCUCACUCUCCCUCUGCCCCCGAGAUUACAGAGGAGAGCGGAGACGAGGACACCGUCCGAGACGCCGAGGUGACGGAGCAGCAGCACGUCGCCAUGCAGCAAGAAGAAAGAGUGCUGACCGAAGAGCUGGAGAACCUGCAGAAAGAGAAAGAGGAGCUGACGUACGAGAUGCUGUCCCUGGAGCCUCGAGCAUCUGACGACGAGACUUUGGAGUCUGAGGCAUCUAUAGGGACUGCCGACAGCUCCGAGAACCUGAACGUCGACUCUGAAGGCACCAUCUCUGAUUUCUCAGAAAAAGGCCCCACGUUAGCUGCCACCCGUCCAAAGAAACCCCAGGGGAAAAGCAGGCGGACACUACGGAGACAACCUGACUCCCUUGACUCCGUAGACUCCAGCUCCACCGUCUCCUCCAUCUCCUCGUCCAACCCGCAGCCUCUACCUCCGUCCCGCCGCUUCCGGCCCCGAUCCAAAUUGCCUCCGUCCAGCCAGAACGCAGCCGAGCAGGACAGCGACGAGAGGCCCAUCUUCAGCAGCCGAGCCACUUUCAGCCCUGAGAAAAGCAAGCUACGUGACACCAAGUACUCUCCCCAGAGACCCCCAGAAGACCAGGGGCACAACAGAGACCCGGACCUUCAGGCACAACAGCUAGUGUUAUAUGGCGCCAACGAGUUCAUGGUGUGAAGUAGCUGCUCGUCUUCCCUCGUUAGCUCGUUCUUCAGCUCCCCCGGCUACGUCCUCUGCGCCAGCAGAACGCUCCCUAAGUGCCAUAGACAUAAAGAGGCAGAAGAAGCGCAUUGGAGAAACUCUGCUGGAAAAAAAAGGGUCAGAUCCCAGACUGAUCUUUUCUGUUUUUGAGUCGCAGAUUAGAUAUGAGCAUAGUCAGAAAGAUGACGGGGAAAGAUAACGUGAUCGGGAAAAAACAACAGUUGAUCGCUCGGCUGCAGGCGGCUUUCCUCAGCCAGGAGACAAGGCCAUUCAUAGUGCAGACUCCAUGAACCCAAGCUAAACCAUUGGCUGCUUUUGAAGUUUACACUUUAUAACCAUGUUAAGCAGCGUGCUCUGCUCUAUAAUUAUGUGUAUGUAUUUCACUCCCCGACCUAUUUAAUAAAUUUUAACUAUAUAUAUAUAUAUAUAUAUAUAUAUAUAUAUAUAUAUAUAUAUAUAUAUAUAUAUAUAUAUAUAUAUAUAUAUAUAUAUAUAUAUAUAAAAAUAUAAAAUCUCUCUAUAAAUAUAUUAUGUGACAUAAAAUGUACAAAGCUGGAACACCAGUGAUUUUCUGGGUUGUUAAAUUCUUAUAUUUAUCUAUCUUUUUGCCUGUUCUGAACACUUUGGAAAGUGAUGUGAAACGAGGGAGUGUGAGGGAGUGUGAGGGAGUGUAUAAUUGUGAAAACCACUUUUUGAAGUUUUUUGCUGCUUUUAUUUUUGAUUGGACGGGAAUCUCUGCUACGAAGGGACCAAGCCAGCUGGUGUUGCAAUGCCAGAGGAUCCCAGCUGAAUGAAGACUGUUUUUAAAAAAAAAAAAAAAAAAGAAUCACUGUAUCAGUAACUGAACAGCCAUCCAUCCCUUCUGUUAUCCUACCCUUUUACUUUUUUUUACAUCCGCGUCAUCUGAUUGUUGACUAAAGCGUUUAGUACAUGCCAAAAACAGACAGCACGUGACUUCUGCUCAGAUCUCUGAUCACGUGUCUGAAGUUGCCUGUGCAGCGUUUGUCGAAGCCGGCCAGUACUCUCACACACGCUGUUCUCUCUCGUUAGCCCACACCGUUUAGUCCCCUACAUGAAGACAAACUUAUGCUCGUCCUAGUAUGCACCAUACACACCAUUCUCUAUCGUUUAAUGAAGCAGGUUUUCCUGUUUGUUUGUUUUUUUAGAUUAAAUAUUUGCAGUAUUGUCCUUGAAGAAUCUGCUGUCUAUCAAAUGUCAGCUGUAAAAUUCUGAUUACAAUCUGUUACCGUGUAACUAUCGUAUUAUAAACAUGAUACAACUCGAUGGAAGGAAGUCCAUGCAAUCUAAGGUGUUGUCUGCUAAACCCCACUGGCAGAGAAACAUCUCCUCAUUGUGCUUGUUUUUUUUCCCCCUCACCCACCGGAACAUUUUUCACAGUUUGGUAUUUAACGUUGUGGUAUUCAGGCAAAAGGCCCGUGUGUGUGUGUGCGUGCGCGUGCGUGCGUGCAUGUGUGCGAGUGUGUGUGUGUGUAUAAAGUGCAUUUAAAGAUCUGUUUCUUACUGCACCAGGAAAAUGAUGUCGGUGUUUGUAAGAGACUUGUCCCCAGCUCAUUAAAAUGAAAGCUGUAAAAGGUC